AGCAGACAGCUGACUGCACGAGACAUGAAAACAUCAACAACUUUAUCUGCAACUUUUCGGCCGUUGUUUGACAGAUCCGGUAGGUGAAACUUGUUGUAAAGUAACUUGAUGUCGGUAACGGUGUGUUAGGCUCCUCAGUCGGCGGCACAAACAGUUUAACUCUCUGAAAACACAAACUAACCGCGUUAAUCAGCUAGUUGAGGUUGAUAACUGAGCUAGCAUGCUAACUAAGCUGCUAGUUUAGUGAGUCGUGUCGGUGACGUCAGCUUUAUUAUCACGAUGGGAACAACGUGAAAGUUAACUGGUAACCAGUUUACCGCCGUCCGCUCGGGUCGACAACUUCACGCCAAGUUUUCCACGAUCAUGUCCGCGGAGCGAGCCUCUGUGCCGGCCGGGGGGAACGGCCUGCUCCGGGGGAGCCGCACCAGGUCUUACGGCAGUCUGGUCCGGUCCCCGCUCUCUCCGGUUCACCAGAGACGGAUUGAACACAAGAUCCAGCCCGGAGAGACUCUGCAAGGCCUGGCCCUCAAAUAUGGAGUCACUAUGGAACAAAUCAAAAGAGCAAACAGGCUGUACACCAACGACUCAAUAUUCCUGAAGAAGUCCCUGUGGAUCCCCGUGCUGUCAGACGCGCAGCGCUGCAGUAACGGGGGGGAUGUAGCUGAGCAGGACAGUGAAGAAGACGGCGCCAGCUUUGAAUCUGCUCAGAAUGGGCGGUCAGGGAGCGACGACAGAAACAGGGACCUCACUCCAGAGGACUUUCUGAAAAGGCUGGACGGCCUGAUCAGUCAGUCCAAGCAGGCUGCUGUCAGAGGAUGCCAAGAGGCAGAGAAAAGGGUUGCGGCCCUCGAAGCAGCUUGCAGCAGCAGGAUGUCAGACUGGCGGCCGCUCACAAGGUCGCAGAGCGCCGUGUUAUCUUCCAGAGCGCAGCAGCAGGCGUCACAUGUGGUCGUACCUCUCACUGUCACCAAACUCACCAAACUGAGAGACCGGGAGGAUGAGAUCUUCCAGCUGUGACGGGUCGUUGCUGCUGUCUCACUCUGAUCAUUAAAGGAACUUUCCCCAGAAAGCCGCGCGGCAGGUUUGACCUCCAGGAUAAGAAACAGAGCAUCGGAGAUAAAGAGCGAGCUCUCCACUGAUCCGCCUGCCGCUGUGUGGUGUGGCACUUAAAAUACUGCCAUUUGAUGCAGACCUUGUAGUCUUUUUACAGGUUUUUAAAUGAAUAUUGCACUUAGUGAAUUAUUUAUUUGUUGAGACACUGUAGAUCAUGAAACGCUUCAUGUGACCCAAAAGCUGUUUGUUUUUACGAGCAGGAAACAAAAGCGUGAAAUGUUACAGAUGAGAAUCUGCGGACACAGUCGGUUUAGUCAUGUGACUCUUCAUAUGGUCGAAUCAGCACGCGGUUCGUGUGUGAUGCUACCUCACGGCAAGUUUUCUGACUAACACCUUUAGCUACGGCGAGUAUAUGAUUCAUGUUCACUGUAACAUUGUGGACCAAUAGGCAACGACGUCAUGACGCAAUGCAUUCUGGGAACACGUUAGGGCACACCUCACCAAUACAUCCAUCCUCACCAGCCUCACCAGAAAUCCAGUAUGGUUUGUGGCGGUAUGCACCAAAAAGUUAUAACUACAAAUUUGCCAAAAACUGCAUUAAAGAAGUCUAAAGAGCCAGUGCAACAUAUUCUGCCGAGAGAGGCUGAAGAAGGAAGCAAAGGAGCGUUACUUAAAAAAAUAAAGCAAUUAAACGGCCUCAAUACGUAUGAACACAAGGAGCGCUCAGGUUAUUUUAACAACCUGCCAGAUGUAACUUUUCCGAAAGUGUUGUUUACUUUUUGUGGAGUGAGCGUCUACAAUUUGGAGCAGUUCAGGAAUCAUAAAAGUUAAUUAACUUACUCGCCACACACAUAAAUAUCUCUGUUUUGUGACGUUAAACCCAAGAAAACAAUUUUUUCUAGUGUCUGUGAGGGGUUUUCUAGCGGAGGCGACGGCAUCUUUUUAACAGUUGUUUUUGUCAGACUUGUUUUUAUUUAUCUGUGUGAAAAUGACGUGAACACACGAAAUGUUGUUGAAGGGGAUGUUUGUUUGUCCUCCAGCUGCUUCCCAUGAUGCUGUGCGGUUUUAUUUGGCUGGCGACCUUAGAUUUAUUGUUUUGCUUUCCAAGCUGGAAAUCUGAAAAAUUGCACUCCAUUAGUGAUUAGUUUAACACGCUGGUCAUGAGAAAACGUUAUGGCAGUUAAUAAUGCAGCAUCUCUGGUUUUAAACUGGAAAAACUGAAUAACUACAUGAACUCAGUCGCACUUUUCCCUCCUUGGUCUCUUUUCUUUCUUCUUUGAGGUUUACUCGUGGUUGGCAAACAACAUUUUGGAACAUCACCGCAACCAACCGGUACAGUACUCACUCGUUAUAAUCGUGUCUGUUUCUCAAAGUCCUAAAAUGCUUUGCGCUGAUCCAUAUCACUGACGUCACGAUCCUCUUCUCUAUAGCACCUCUCUAGACUUUCGAUCACUCAAAGCAUUUCUGAUCCUUUGAAAUCUGAGCAACAUUGGUUUGAUUUUAUUUUCAAAAACAUUGGAAGAAGGCAGUUAUCAAUAUGAAA
This is a messenger RNA of Plectropomus leopardus (leopard coralgrouper), 2596 nucleotides long. NCBI's taxonomy places the organism in Eukaryota, Metazoa, Chordata, Actinopteri, Perciformes, Serranidae. The record is from RefSeq and is a predicted model, not a curated record.